Messenger RNA from Pipistrellus kuhlii (Kuhl's pipistrelle), 2804 nucleotides. RefSeq names its product RNA binding motif protein 8A (gene RBM8A). Gene Ontology annotation, biological process: RNA splicing. Gene Ontology annotation, cellular component: cytoplasm; nucleus; exon-exon junction complex. NCBI's taxonomy places the organism in Eukaryota, Metazoa, Chordata, Mammalia, Chiroptera, Vespertilionidae. The transcript is spliced from 6 exons. The record is from RefSeq and is a predicted model, not a curated record. Gene Ontology annotation, molecular function: mRNA binding. Bases 89 to 613 code for a protein of 174 amino acids.
UGGGACUGGUGACCUUUCCCCUCCGCGACCAGUUUCCCGGGGCUGCUUAGAUCCGGAGCGGCACCGACGCGGGUUCCAGGGAGGCAAGAUGGCGGACGUGCUGGAUCUUCACGAGGCGGGCGGCGAGGACUUCGCCAUGGAUGAGGAUGGGGACGAGAGCAUCCACAAGCUGAAAGAGAAGGCGAAGAAACGGAAGGGCCGCGGCUUCGGCUCCGAAGAGGGCUCUCGGGCGCGGAUGCGGGAGGAUUUUGACAGCGUGGAGCAGGAUGGCGACGAGCCCGGACCACAGCGCUCUGUUGAAGGCUGGAUUCUCUUUGUCACUGGGGUCCAUGAGGAAGCCACGGAAGAAGACAUCCAUGACAAAUUCGCGGAGUAUGGGGAAAUAAAAAACAUCCACCUCAACCUGGACAGGCGCACAGGAUACCUGAAGGGGUAUACUCUAGUUGAGUAUGAAACGUACAAGGAGGCCCAGGCUGCGAUGGAGGGACUCAAUGGCCAGGAUCUGAUGGGACAGCCGAUCAGUGUGGACUGGUGUUUCGUUCGGGGUCCACCCAAGGGCAAGAGGAGAGGCGGCCGCCGGCGCAGCAGGAGUCCAGACCGGAGGCGUCGCUGACCGGUCCUCCGCUGGCCAGGUGUUCGCUCCGGAGAUUCCAUGUGACCACGCGGCUUUGGAGAAGUAGGGCCUGGGUGGAACUCGCCGUUUAUAUUUAAUCCUUUUCCCUGUUGCUUAGUGUUUUGGAGGGGGCGGGGGGGUGUGAAUUAUAAAUAAAGGUCCCAUUUUUGUUUUCUACAUUUAGAAUUAUUUUCUUGCUCUAACCUGCAAACUCUGAAGUGCUAUUUACAGUAGGUAGUGUGGGACACUAAAGGUACUUCUCCCAGUUAAAUGAAUUCAGUGAGUUUCUACAUUAGACAUAGUCUCAAGCCUCAAAGAGUCAAAGUAGAAACACUGCUUACGGUAUUUAUUUUUCUUGGAAGCUAAGAGAGCAGGGGUAGAAGUGAGAUGUUUUCAGGAUAUUAACGAAUUAUUAUUUUUGUUCCUGUAUACUCUGUCCUGAGCAAAUGGAUGCUAUAGGAAUGUUUUAGGGGUUUUUUGUUCCUCCUGCCCUUACUGCCACAUUUGUUUGUACUGCCAGCUAUUUAAGGGCUGAAUCUCCUCUGGGGCAUUCUCCCAGAUUCUCUUUCCCUAAAGGAGUCAAUACGAAGUUCUUGGUGCCCACUGUGGCAGCCAAGGGGGAAGGCCCCUUGGAGAUGAUCCGGAGGAGCAUUGACGAGGCCAAAGAGAAGAGGAGGAGGCGGGGAGACUGGGAGGAACUCCAGUUAGCACUGUGGGAGGGAACCAGUACAGAGACCCAAUAAGCAGUAAGGUGUGCGGCAGAGGACAGAGGUCAACUAAAUAAGCAGCGUUAGCCGCGGGUCCUCAGACAGACACGGGGUGGUUGUCUAAGGAGGGUUUCACUGGUAGGUUUGGGAUUUCGAAAAUAUACUGAAAUUCAGAACCAUUUGGCUCCGGACCUGAGUAUAGGGUGAGUUGAUGGGUGGGCAGUGAGAUGGAGCUCUCUCCUGGCAAGGAAGAAAAUGCUACACACCCUCUUCUCCUUCCAAACUUGGGACUGUGUGCUCCUUUCCCUCAGGGAUUAUGACAGACAUGCUGGAGAAUUGGGGGUUUUUUUUGUUUGUUUUCCUAAUUUUUAUUCAUUUCAGAGAAAAAGGUAGUGGGAGACAGAAACAUCAUUGAUCAGCUGCCUCCUGCACAUCCCCCUUGAUGGGAAUUGAGCCCUCAAUCCAGGCAUGUGCCCUGACCGGGAAUCGGACUGUGACCUGGUUCAUAGGUCAACGCUUAACCACUGAGCCAUUGGUGGGCAAGGUUUGCUUGAGGUGCUGUGCUGUAUGAGGCUACUAAGUCUGCUUUAAGACUUCAUGGUGUCCCAAGAGUAAAGGAGAAUACUGGUCGUGUUUCUCCUUAAUCCACCUAACUGAAGUUCAGAUGAUGGCUAGAGGUUGGUUAGAAUUGGAGGCAUUCAAGAAAAUUACGUGCAGCAUCAGGUACUAGAAAUACAGUUAGAAUCUCACUUUUGGUUUGAUGAGUAGCUAUCAGAUAAAUGAGGCCAGAGGCAAUUGUUUGAGGGUAUGGAUGAGAGCCUGGGGUUCGACACUGAGGACAGAGCGGCGAUAGCAGAUGGUCAUGGCAGUCAGUGGCACAGAAUGGCAGCAGCAGAAGAGGUUUUACGUACUCUCUUGCCAUUGAGCCUUGAAGCUGCCUUUGGUGACACACUGAGCGAAGGGGCCUGGGCCGGCUUGGCGGAUGGUAUGGAAGAGCAGCAGCUGGGGUGGGGUUGAGGACUAUUCUUACUGAUCCCUUCCACCUCCCUCAACCUACCCACCAUUGUCACACUUGAAUCCAUGCAAAACACUACCAUGUGAGUUGAUGUUUCAGCCUUAGUGCCAGUAUUUAAAAGGUUAGAAAUGUAUCUUGAAAAUCCCCAUGUCCUCUUAGGCUAUGGAGCUAACCAUUAAGUUUGUUAAAUCCUGGGAUGUAAAGAAUCCUGACUUUUUUCUUUUUUAAAAAUUACUAUGCUAAACAUUGCACUUUAUAUCUCUACCACCUCAUCAAUAUUUUUAACUGAAAUGAUUUUCCUGAUGUGUCUGAUUAAUUCUUGGAGGAAAAAUCUUGUAUAAAAUGGGUGAUGCUAAAAUUUCAGACCAUUUGUGCAACAACUCUGAAGUGACCUUUAGUAACAGACUUUUGUACAGUAACUAUAAUAGUGAAACGAUGUUAAAUAAUAAAAUUUAACAUUUACCACAUG